AUGGUGUCCAAGACAGGCCUAAGAUGUUGGCAAAAAAUAACACCUAUUUAUGGGUUUGGGUCUUUUUUGGUUAUUCCUUCACCGAUUUCCGUCUGUUCCCGGCCGUUGAUUACUGAUUUGGGUUUGUCAGAAUCUGUCACAGCAGAUCAUUUGUUUGCUUUUUUUUUCUGUCGCGUGAUGAAGCCUACAACAACUGAUGUCGGCUGCUUUUUGAAUGCGAGCACGGAAAAGAACACCGAGUGGUUGGUUGUUACGACCGAGGAGGAUUUCAUCAUCGCCACUCACCACCCGAUACACUGCAUCGCCCUUGAUGUUGUAAUGGGAUUUGAAGGAGAGUUUGACUAUGCACCCCAACUGGUCGAUCAAAUGCUUGAACUAGGAUUGAGGCCAUAUGCAGUAAUCCCUCCACCAACAGUUGUAGAUCGUAUGCUCAAAGAUCUUUCUCAUGUGAUAUUUGAGACCUCCAGAUUCGCAACCACAAAAGAAAUGGAACUCAAUGCCGAGAGAGUUGUGCUAAAUCUUAUGCAAAGAAUGAGUUGCAUUGCCACACUCACAAAGGCGAUGGUAGAAGCUGCAAACCCUGCGUGCAUAUUGGAAACGACAAAAACUGUACUAGCAUUAUGUUUGCAGGAUAACUGGGAGUUGAGGUGGAGACAAGGACAUUUGAGGAAAUAA
Messenger RNA from Lactuca virosa, 675 nucleotides. Lineage: Eukaryota; Viridiplantae; Streptophyta; Magnoliopsida; Asterales; Asteraceae. The record is from the annotation of a GenBank genome assembly.